Messenger RNA from Brugia malayi, 2535 nucleotides. RefSeq lists its product as uncharacterized. The transcript is spliced from 18 exons. The coding region runs from base 1 to 2535 and encodes 844 amino acids. Gene Ontology annotation, molecular function: protein binding. The record is from RefSeq and is a predicted model, not a curated record. NCBI's taxonomy places the organism in Eukaryota, Metazoa, Nematoda, Chromadorea, Rhabditida, Onchocercidae.
AUGGAUGACAUUCAUCAGCCAACUAAUUUUGGUCACUGUACAGUUGAUGAUAAGCGCUUUUCCCUACUGACCAGUGAUAAUCAUACUUUCUUAUGCCAAAAUAACAAUAAUGUGAACGAUAAUAGUGAUAAUAACGAUGAUGAUGAUGAUGAUGAUGAUGAUGAUAAAAAUAAUGAUGGAAGUAACCGUAAUGAUGGUCCUUUUCUGGAGCCAAAAAUACCAGUACGAAGUACAUCAUUGCAUGCGAGUGAAUCAGACGCCUCGAUGGUCAUUCACAGUGAAGAAAUUAUGUUGAAAAUGUUUGAUAACUCCAUGCAGGAUACAUUGCUUUCUCAUUUGAGUACCUUUCGACGAAAUCGUGAACUUUGUGAUGUUGUCCUUUUUGUGCAUGAAAAAGAGAUUCUUGCUCAUAAGAUUGUUCUGGCAGCUUGUUCACCUGCGCUCAUGGAUAUGUUUGUCAGAAGUGAGAACGGAGACCGAUCUUCAAAACGUGUAAGUACAACGAUGUUGUCGACAGCAGGUACCGCUUCACCACCACUGACAACAGCUCUUGCUUUACCGAUAACAACACAGCCAUUUUCUUAUUACGAAUUUGCUGAAGCUGAUUAUGAUUGUUUCGAAGCUAUUGUAAACUACGCAUACUCUUCUCAUUUGGAAAUAAGUAGCAGAAAAGUUGGCGAACUCUAUAAAACUGCCUGUGCUCUGCAAGUAACUCCGAUUGCCAGAGCUUGCGCUCGCUAUCUUAUCGAAAACCUUAAUAUCACGGAUUGCAUCGGGAUUCGACGUCAAGCUAAUAUUAAUGAUGAUGUACUUGUGGAACAAGUUGAUAAUUUCAUUGCUAAAAAUUUUGCACAAAUCGUUGAUGAAAAUCCAGGAUUCACUCAUUUGCCUCUUAUUAAGGUUCGUUUAAUUUUGAGCAGUGAUGAUAUCAAGAAGCUUUGCUGUGGCGAAGAUAUCGCGUUGCGCGUUGUGCAAUACUUCCAGUCAUUGCCUCAUAUUAAUGAUCGCAUCGAACAAUGGAUUGAACAACUUGUGGAAAAGACACAUAUGUUGUACACCGACACAGACUGCAGGUUGCAGGAUUGUUUGGGGAUGGAUGACCGGAGUUCUGUGGGAGCGUCUGACAUAAUCCAGGAUUAUAAGCGUACGGGUGGCUAUUUACCACGCACUUACAGUGGAAGCAAUGUGUUGGAAGUCCAAAAUCCUGCUCAUCAUAUCACAGGUGCUACACAAGUGCAUCUGAAUUCAGCUCGUCUGACCAACACAAAACUAUCGUCAGCGGAAAGUAAUAGUUCAUUGAGCUCAAACGCUGAACCCGAUGAUGAAUCUUACAAACUGAUCGCUGUGCAUCGAACAGCUGGUAAGAAUAAAAAAGACUUUUGGAUCACGCUGGCAGUAUUCCACCGGUGUUUGGUUGCGCUCAGUAUUCAGCUCUCAGAAGCUGAAAAUGUUAUAAAAUCACGUACGACUUCACAAGUUGUUGAACCUUCACCAAUUUUUGAAAUAGAGCAACAACAGGAAAUCGCAGAGGAAACAGUUGUGAGAUUGGUAUCAUCAGAAAGCAGUUCACGUAUCCCACUACCACAUAUGGAGAGUCCGAGAUGUUCCGUUGGAGGUGCAUUCAUCAAUGGGAAAAUUAUUGUUUGUGGUGGUUAUGAUCGUGGCAAGUGUUUGGAGUCAGUGGAAGAAUAUAAUUUAUUGAAGAAAAACUGGCGUCGUUUAGCCGACAUGGCACAAUGCCGAGGUCGUUUCGAUGCAGCUGUUGUGGGAAGCAAAGUUUACGCUGUUGCUGGUAGUAGCGGAAGUGUGGAUUUAAAAACAGUGGAAUGUUACGACUCAGAAAGCGAGAAAUGGUCAUUGGUGAAAUCACUACAUCACGGACGCAGUCAUAAUGCUUUAUUAUUAGCAAUACGCAAGUUUCAUGCUCUUGCUAAUUUCAAAAUAUGUGCGAAGUUGUCGAAUUUAGACAUGAGUGUAAAAUUUCUUAUUCUAUGUUGUGCUGCUCUGGAUGGCUUAAUCUACUGUAUUGGGGGUUGCUGUGAGCAGAUCGUUUUGAGUGAAUGCGAGAGGUAUAAUCCUGAAUUAGAUGAAUGGGCGUCAAUAACGCCACUACGAACAGCACGUUUCCAGGCUAGCUGUACUUCAUGGCAUGGCCUCGUGAUUGUUUGUGGAGGAUGCAAUGGUUGGAAAUGUUUGGACUCAGUUGAUGCCUAUUCUCCGAAGACGGGAAAAUGGCAAAGACUAGCAUCCUUGAAAACAGCUAGACGUGGAUCUGCUGUUGCCGUGGUAAAAGAUUCAUUAUUUGUUAUUGGCGGUCAUGACGGCACGCACUCGUUGAAUUCAGUAGAAAUCUUGGAUGAUCCAACUGGAGAAUGGCGCUCAGGUCCAUCACUUACUAUACCACGUGCUAAUGUCAAAGCUACAGUAGCUUCGGGUGAUGAAAUAUAUCUUUUGGGCGGUUUUGAUGGAACACAAUUUCUUUCUUCUAUUGAAGUGCUCAACAGUGAAUUGCAAGGCUGGCGGAAUUGGCAGUGA